AUGAAGUAUUCAGCAAUCACAUCUUUCCUUCCGGCAGCUUUCGCUGCACCUAUAGGUGGUCGCGAUACAGACGUGCAGCUACCCCGAGGCUGGAUAGCUGUCAACGCGUUUGAGGUUGCUCGGAUGAUGGCUAGCUCGCCCGCCGACAACAUAUUCAGCAAGCGCUUCCCAGGCAGUGUAUAUAUGUGUACCGAGGCAGAAUGGGCUGGCGAAUGCGCACGCGUGACCGUUCCCAUCUCGUAUACAUGCCAGGAUAUUCCGGCGCCGUUCACGUACAAUCUUGGUUCCAUCGGGCCAGAUCGUGGAGCGCUCUGCCGCAUAACUACAGUAUCGAGCCAGUCCAGCUGCGAUGCACACGGCGAUAUCUUUGUCGAGUUCCCUGGCAUCAGGAACUUAUUCAGCUUCAAGGAGCAGAACUAUGGCAAGGAUGCACAUCACAUCGAGUGCCAGGAGUGCACUGCUUGCCAGGGCGAAGAUUGA
Verticillium nonalfalfae is the source of this 480-nucleotide messenger RNA. RefSeq lists its product as uncharacterized. Lineage: Eukaryota; Fungi; Ascomycota; Sordariomycetes; Glomerellales; Plectosphaerellaceae. The record is from RefSeq and is a predicted model, not a curated record. Bases 1 to 480 code for a protein of 159 amino acids. The transcript has 3 exons.